CGGACACAUGCAGCGGACAAAGCCUGCUGCGGCGUCGACAGCGAGGCGAGGCGUUUCAUCGUGUAUGGUCGCACCUCCUUUCGCCGUUUAGGCUCUGUGCACACAAGCAACGGCCCAGCCAGCCAGCACACACGCACGGCGUCACCACCCGUCUGCCGGACGCCUCUGUCGGUCAGAGCAAGCCUGCCUGCCUACCUGAUUUCCUCCCUGCUUGCCUGAUUUUCUGAAUACCUUCCAAGAUGGGGAACCCAUUCCCAGUGUCACUGUCGCAAGAAUGUCGCAAGGCGGAAAAGAUUCUCACCGAUUUCAUUGACCCUGUCACUGGUCUUGACGCCGUCGUCCCCCUAAGCGUGCUGCGCAAGGCCCAGGGGUUCGCCAUCUUUAGCGUCUUUCGAAUUGGCGCCCUCCUCAGCGCCCGUGCGGGUAGUGGCGUCGUCCUCGCCAAGGCUGAGGAUGGAGAGUGGUCACCGCCCGCCGCUGUCGGCCUCGGCGGCCUCGGUGGCGGCUUCAACGCCGGAGCUGAGGUGACUGACUUUCUCAUAGUACUCAACUCCCGCGCUGCUGUGCGCUCGUUCAUGGCGACCGGCUCGCUGCAGCUCGGCGGCAACCUAUCUCUCGCCGUGGGGCCGCUCGGCCGCUCGGCCGAGGCAUCUGGCUCUCUCUCUACCUCUGGCGGCGCGGCGGCUAUGUUUAGCUACUCGAAGAGCAAGGGCCUUUAUGGCGGCGUCAUCCUCGAGGGGACCAUCCUCGUUGACCGCGCAGACGCCAAUGCCAAGGCCUACGGCAGACGCAGCAUCACCAGCAAGCUCAUCCUCAGCGGCACCGUCACCGUCCCCGAGUUUGCUCGCCCCCUGCUCAGCACCAUCGAGCGCCUCAUGCGCAACGGGGGAGCUGUCGGCGCAGGCAUGCAUGGCGACUUUCGCAACAUGGGAAUCGGUGCUGCAGAGGACGCCGUCGCUGGCGCGGCCGACGGAGCGCUUUACGACAAUUUUAGCCGCCCUGUGUGCAGUGGCGUUGGCAGGCGCUCACGUCCUGCACGUGAGAACGGAGACAGCAGCGGCAAUGCCAACCGGACCGAGGAAUAUAAUGAUGACGACGGUGGUCGCGUUUACCACGAGGAGGAGGGGGACUUCGGCGAGCGCGAUUCGUACGACACCCCCUCCCGUCCCGUCACGAUGGCCCGGCAGUGGUCGAACAGUGACCGGCAGCAAAAGAAUGAGAACGAGACGCGUAACGUUGGAGCGUACGUUUUCGGCAGGGGCUCCGCUGCCCAGGACCAGAACGACCCUUUCGCUGACAACGCCGCGUCGACCAGCAUUGGCAGGCGCAUGAGCCCGAGCGUGUCGCGCAGCUACAACAACAGCGGAAGAAGCAGCAGGCAGCGCGCCGGCUCGCGCGCGGCGAGCGACUAUGCUUGCGCAGACGCCGCCGCCGCUAAUGAUCCCGUCUGCCCGCCGUCUACGUCAGCUGCGUCAUCUUCGUCGGCCGGCAGCAGACCAAAGCACCAUCGCAAGGGGAGCAGCUUCAGCUUCCCAUCCUUCCGCAGUGGUGGUGGCAACAGCGGAACAAAGAACUUGCGCACGACACCCACACCACCGUUGGCAAAUUUCCAGUACGACUACGACGCGGACCGACAAGACGCAGAUGUUCGCAGUCGCAAUGCUGUUAUGAACGUCAACACGGCGCACACAGCAGCUUCUUUCCCAGUGCAGUUCAACAACGGCAGCAGCUUCAGCAGUGGCGAAGAAGACGAGCAGUACUUCACGUCGUCGAGCCAGUACCACCACCACCACCAGCAACAGUCAGAUGCGCACAAGCCGCUUGGUGCUUUGAGUUCCUCCUCCUCAUCCUCCACGACGGAGCACUACAGCUGGGAAGAAAGCGAUGGUGGGCGCGAUCGUGAGCGCUACUUCGACGCCUUCGAUCGCGAACUGCAGCAGCCCAAGUCAGCGAAUGCUUGCUCGGGAUAUAACACCAGUGGCGGUGGUGUCGCCGACAAAAGGGCUACACCGACGCUUUGUUUGAACGGGGGCAGCGGCAGUGGGGGAGGGCGUGGUGAUACGCGUGCGAGCCCCAUCGCUAGCCGCAGCGCUAACAACACGUCACGCAGCAGCUUCAGGACUAGCAGUCGUGCGGAUAGCCGCAGCGAAACGCCGAUAUGGGCGCGCAACUUGCAUUUCGACGAUCGCGUCAACGCCGGUGGGUAUGCGAGGGGCUUAGCGGCUGCGCGGGGUCGAGAUCGAGAAGAGGAGAGGGACGAAGAAAAUGACCCGUUUUACCGCACGUACUAUGAGGCGCGGCAGGAGGGUAUGCGCAGGGACUUGGCGGGUGCAGGCGUGCGGACGAAGAUUCAAAGCUACGAUCCGCCGCCGGCUGGCAAGCCUGUGCGUGCACCCUUACCCUCUGAUCUCUCGGAGGGCCAACCAACGCCGGUUCCAUUUCCGCAGAACGAAUACGUCAUCGCACAGUUCGAUUUUGGCGGCGCCGAACGCGGAGACCUCACGUUCAAGCGCGGCGAUGUGAUCGAGGUCCUGCGCCGCACGGCCAGCCGCGAAGACUGGUGGGACGGCAAGUGCCGAGGCCGACUUGGCAGCUUCCCCGCCAACUACACCGAAGAUCUGUGAUGCCCCGCCUGGUGGUUAGGCUUGAGGCUGGAUCCCUCUUCCGCCUGGACGAGCAGAUACACUACCUUCAUUCCUGCUACUGUUCUCUCUCCCCAUUUUUCUCAAUUAUCGAAACAACACUCGCACUUCACUUCGCACGCCUCUGUAUAUCUGCACUCUGUUAUGUAUGUUCUGCUUCUUGCUUGUUGGUCUCACACGCGACGAACCCGCCCCACCGCAUGCAUC
Molecule: messenger RNA, 2849 nt
Organism: Tilletiaria anomala UBC 951
Lineage: Eukaryota; Fungi; Basidiomycota; Exobasidiomycetes; Georgefischeriales; Tilletiariaceae
Product: DUF500-domain-containing protein
Exons: 3
Coding region: 240-2624 (794 amino acids)
Biological process (GO): actin filament bundle assembly; actin cortical patch localization
Cellular component (GO): actin cortical patch
Molecular function (GO): phosphatidylinositol binding; actin filament binding
Source: RefSeq, a predicted model, not a curated record